Messenger RNA from Salarias fasciatus (jewelled blenny), 1202 nucleotides. It is a transcript of the gene dnajb12a, whose product is annotated as DnaJ heat shock protein family (Hsp40) member B12a. The transcript has 9 exons. Gene Ontology annotation, biological process: cellular response to misfolded protein. The record is from RefSeq and is a predicted model, not a curated record. Gene Ontology annotation, molecular function: Hsp70 protein binding. Gene Ontology annotation, cellular component: endoplasmic reticulum membrane. The coding region runs from base 42 to 1154 and encodes 370 amino acids. NCBI's taxonomy places the organism in Eukaryota, Metazoa, Chordata, Actinopteri, Blenniiformes, Blenniidae.
GUCCGCGCGUCGCGAGGCAGGUAAACAGUUCCGCUGUCGAGAUGGACUCAAACAAGGACGAAGCGGAGCGGUGCAUCAAAAUAGCUCUGAACGCGCUCAGCAGCGACCAGCCCGACAGAGCCAGGAAGUUUCUGGAGAAGGCGCAGCGUUUGUUUCCCACAGAUCAAGCCAAAAAUUUACUGGAGUCCUUAGCACAGAAUGGGAAGCCUCCGGACGAGAACGGCAGUCAUAUAAACGGAGACGGACCCAGCAUGAGGCACCGCGGCGACAGACAGGAGACGGAUGCGUCCGCAAAUGGAGCCUCGGAGUCGGCCAAGCCAUACACGGCGGAGCAGCUGGAGGCCGUCAGGAAGAUAAAGAGCUGUAAAGAUUACUACCAAAUUCUUGGAGUUGAAAAAACGGCUUCUGAAGAGGACCUUAAAAAGGCUUACAGAAAGCUGGCUUUAAAAUUUCACCCUGAUAAAAACCACGCUCCUGGAGCCACAGAAGCGUUUAAAGCUAUCGGCAAUGCCUAUGCUGUUCUGAGUAAUGCUGAGAAGCGAAGGCAGUACGACCAGUAUGGAGAGGAGAGAACACACCCGACCCGACACAGACAGCACCGCGACUUCGAAGCAGACAUUUCGCCUGAGGACCUCUUCAAUAUGUUCUUCGGUGGUGGGUUCCCAACAAACAAUGUACAUGUUUACAGAAAUGGAAGAAUGCACUUUGGGCACCAUAAUAGACAAGAAAGAAGAGAACAACAAAGAGAUGGGGGUCUUGCUCUGUUCGUUCAGCUGAUGCCCAUCUUAAUCCUCAUCGUCGUCUCCGCUCUCAGCCAGAUGAUGGUCACACAGCCUCCAUACAGCCUUAGCUACCGCCUGUCAGCUGGGCAUAUUCACAAAAGGCAUACAGCACACUUGAAGGUGCCUUUCUUUGUGGGGGAUCGCUUUAAUGAAGAAUAUUCUGGGAGUUCCCUGAAGAAUGUGGAGAGAAGUGUGGAGGAAGACUACAUCUCUAAUCUCCGAAACAACUGUUGGAAAGAGAAGCAGCAGAAGGAAGGGUUACUCUAUCGCGCUCGCUACUUCGGAGACUCUGAGUUGUACCAAAGGGCACAGAGGAUGGGGACUCCCAGCUGCUCCAGACUAUCUGAGAUUCAGGUUAUAUUGGAUGGUUAGAAACCACUUGGACACAUGGAUAUGGGUUCGUCACUACUUGAAACUAAU